AUGGGGGAUCUCAUUUUUGUAAUGCCCAGCUUGCUAAGGUGGCUGCAUCGUAUCCCCCACAAGCGAAUGGUAGCUGAAGUUUCCAACUGGGAAAUUAAGAGGAUAUUAGAGAAGAAAGUUGCUUUUUCACGAAAAGAUUGGUCACAAAAACUAGAUGAUGCUCUUUGGGCGUACAAGACAACUAUGAAGACUUCCAUGGGGUUAUCACCUUUUCAGAUGGUAUAUGGGAAAGCAUGUCACUUGCCAGUAGAGAUGGAACAUAAAGCUUUGUGGGGUUUGAAAUUUUUAAAUUUUGAUCCUCAUGAAAUUCAAAGCAAGCGAAGAAAUCAGUUGUUAGAGCUUGAAGAGAUGCGGUUACAUGCAUAUGACUCAUCUAGGCGUUAUAAAGAGAAGGUGAAAUUUUAUCAUGAUAAAAAGCUGAUAAAGAUAGUCUUCACUCCAGGAUAG
Vigna radiata var. radiata (mung bean) is the source of this 447-nucleotide messenger RNA. RefSeq lists its product as uncharacterized. Bases 1 to 447 code for a protein of 148 amino acids. The transcript has a single exon. Gene Ontology annotation, molecular function: nucleic acid binding. The record is from RefSeq and is a predicted model, not a curated record. Lineage: Eukaryota; Viridiplantae; Streptophyta; Magnoliopsida; Fabales; Fabaceae.